CUCUGCUCCUUUGAAGCUCAACGUGUCUCACGUCGUGCUCCCUCCUCCUAUCUGCUGCCCCAUGGCGAACUCUGUCUACACUUUAAAUACCCUUCCUCCCAACUACGGGGAUGUGGACCAUUGGUUGGGGAUGAGCAUCCCAGAAGCGCGAAAUGACAUAGCAGAAGGUCGAGAUGACAUAGCAGACGGGUACAAGACCAUCAGCGAUCUGAGCAAAGACUUCAAUAGCUGUCUUGAACAACCCUCUCGCAUAGACAUAGAGGACAUCGUGAAGCGACGCUUUUCGCCUGACGCGGUCAUCAAGCUGACGCUCUGGAAAGCUGAGGACGCGGAGCCCCUAGUAGGGACCGUCAAGCAGUACGAGAUACCCCGCUACUUGAUCGGAGCGUUCUUCCGCGCCCUGCUGGAAGACUCCCUCCAGUCCUUCUCGCUUCGGCUGCUCUACUCGGACAGGCAGCACCUGCCGACCCCUCCCUCUGCCAGAGCGGGGCCCAUCGUCGGGUAUCCAGCCACCGUCUGCCUCGCGUACGCAAAUGGCAUCGAGGUCGACAUGGACGGGCCCCUCACGGUGCAACUGGCGCGCUGCGACGGGCAGGACGAGCCUUCGUGUGUCAUCACGUCCCUCGCCUUCGACGCGCGGAAGCACAAGGUGCGUGCGGCGAUCGUGGACCGGAGGCCGCGCGUUCCGGCGGAGCGCGACUGGGUGAUCAAUGCAUUUGGCAUGCCGCCGGCGGCCAUGCGAAUGCUGGACAUGAUACCAAUAAUGUUGCCGGUGAUACGUAUGAUGGGACCCAAUGGGCUGCCCGUUGCGUGGCCUGGUGGAGCACCGUGGCACAAUGAACGUCGGAAGUAUGACCCCUGA
Postia placenta MAD-698-R-SB12 is the source of this 862-nucleotide messenger RNA. RefSeq lists its product as hypothetical. Bases 62 to 862 code for a protein of 266 amino acids. The transcript has 6 exons. Lineage: Eukaryota; Fungi; Basidiomycota; Agaricomycetes; Polyporales; Adustoporiaceae. The record is from RefSeq and is a predicted model, not a curated record.